Molecule: messenger RNA, 2053 nt
Organism: Melospiza melodia melodia
Lineage: Eukaryota; Metazoa; Chordata; Aves; Passeriformes; Passerellidae
Product: semaphorin-7A-like
Exons: 14
Coding region: 58-1959 (633 amino acids)
Biological process (GO): integrin-mediated signaling pathway; positive regulation of macrophage cytokine production; semaphorin-plexin signaling pathway
Cellular component (GO): plasma membrane; external side of plasma membrane
Molecular function (GO): integrin binding; chemorepellent activity; semaphorin receptor binding
Source: RefSeq, a predicted model, not a curated record
GGAGAUGCACCUGUCAGCCCGCCCGGCUGCCGAUCCCCGCUCGCUCCCGGACUAGGAAUGGGCAGCAGCAAGUCGCCUGUUGCCCUCCUGGUGGCCCUGUGGCUCUGCCAGCUGGGCGCGUGGGCAGCGGGGCGCCCCAAGGUGAACCCCAGGAUCAUCGCGGCUCCCCAAGGUGCCAAGGAAUAUGUGUUCCCACGGAGGGAGAGGUUCCCAGUGUUCUUCCACCAGGAAAACACCUCCUCCAUCUACGUCGGGGGCGAGGGCAGGCUCUACUACUACGACUUUGCAACGCGUGAGAACUACACGGAAGAGUUCCCGGUGAGAAAUGAAGGCCAGUGCGUGUCCUCUGGGAAUUUGGAGGACAGCCGGAAUUACCUGACCCUGGUGGAGCAGUACGGGGACGGGCUCCUGGUGUGCGGCACCGGCGCCUGCGCUCCCACCUGCUGGAACGUGACACACAGGAAGGAGAGCCAGCCCUGGGAUGGGAGAGGGAUCGCUCCCUUCACCCCUGACUCCAACACCCUCGUCGUGGUCGAUGGCCAGGACAUCUACUCUACCAUCAAGAAGAGCCAGCAGAAUGGGAAGAUCCCUCGGUUCCGCCGCGUGAGGGGCGGGGGAGAGCUCUACACCAGUGACACCGUGAUGCAGAACCCUCAGUUUGUCAAGGCCACCACGCUGAGGCACGAGGAGCCUCACCAGGACAAGAUUUAUUACUUCUUCCGCGAGGACAACCCCGACAAGAGCCCCGAGGCGCCCCGCAACAUCUCGCGGGUGGCCCAGCUGUGUAAGGAGGACAGGGGAGGAACCAGCUCCCUCUCAGCCUCCAAGUGGACCACAUUCCUCAAGGCCACCCUGAACUGCAUGGACCCCGUCACCAAGGGCAACUUCAACUGGCUCCAGGACGUCUUCUUCGUCCCUGCCGGUGACUGGCGGCACUCCAAGGUCUACGGGCUCUUCACCAACACCUGGGGGAGCUCUGCCGUCUGCGUUUACUCCUUCGGGGACAUCGACAACGUGUUCAGGACAUCGCGGCUCAAAGGCUACAACGGCCCCACCCCCGAGGUCAAACCCGGCCAGUGCGUCCCCUCGGGGCAGCACACGCCGAGCGAGACCUUCAAGAUCGCGGACAGCCACCCGGAGGUGGAGGAGCGGGUGGAGCCGCUGCCCCCGUCGCGCAGCCCCCUGUUCCACAACAAGCACCGCUACCAGAAAAUCGGCGUGCACGAGGUGCCCGCGGCCGACGGGCACCGCUACAACGUCCUCUACCUGGCCACAGACAAGGGGUCCAUCCACAAGGUGGUGGAGCUGCCAGACGGGGUGCAGAACAUCGUGGAGAUCCAGGUGUUCCCCAACAAGGAUCCCAUCCAGUCCAUGAUCCUGGACCACGCCAGAGCCGUGCUCUACGUGGGCUCCAAUAGCCGCGUCCUGGAGCUGCCCAUGGACAUGUGCGGGGCCUACCGCAACAACUGCCACAGCUGCGUGCUGGCCAGGGACCCCUACUGCGGCUGGGCCAACGGCUCCUGCCUCUCGCUGGCCCUCAGCAGGGACGUGCUCCAGAACCUGAACUUGGACUCAUGGCAAGGAAGCUGCCAGAGGGGUGACGUCAAGGAUGACGACUUCCACAACGUCUCGGUGAUGCUGCAGUCCCCCUACUACCUCAACUGCUCCAUCGAGUCCCACUACGCCACCUACAACUGGUACCACGAGGGCAUGCUCAUCAAGAGCUGCAACACCUCCCACCCCCAGCACGACUGCUUCCACUUCAUCCCCAGUGUGCGCCGCGAGCACUACGGCCACUACGUCUGCGUGUCCGAGGAGGACGGCUUCCGCCAGGCGCUGGUCAAAGAGCACCUGAUGGACCACCAGCGCUUCCUCUGGCAGCGCGGCCAUGCCCCAGCCGUGCCGGCCUCGUGGCUCCGGCUGCUGCUCGUGGUGGCCCUGGCCGAGCUCUUCCACUGACGCCGUCCCGCUCGCCCUGCCCGUGGGCUUUGAGCGCCCCUCGCCGCCGGCCUCGCUGGCGGAGCCGCGGGAGGAGGGCGCGACACGCGGUGGC